CAGUGUCCGUGAAAAUAUAAAGCAAAACAACAAAAGAAAUUUGCGUCUCGAACUUUUCCGAUCAUCGGCGAUCGUCGUGAAAGCCGAUGUGCGUCAGCGAAAAUGGCCCUUUCCAACGUGCUGAUUCUUAGCCAAAUCGCUGGCCAUGUGUUUGCAUUUAUCCUAUCGAUGUGCAUUUUCAUUCCACUAGCGAUCCAUGUGCGGUCAUUUGAUGGCCACUGUUUGCUGUUCACCACCGGGACUUGGCAGGAAAAGGACGGUUUGAUUGACCUGCGAUGGGCAUCGCAAGCAUACUGCAGCUACCCGAUCGUCGUAGGCGUUAGUCUUUUCAUUAUAACUGGUGUGCAAAUUUACAGGAUGGCACUGCUGGCGUACCGGGAACUGGAAAGCUCCUUCCUUGGCCUAUUCUUCGAUGUGGUAUUCAGCGUUUCGCAGUGCGCAAUGACCCUAAUUGGUGCCAUUAUUAUCACACUAGGCUUCAUCACCUGGUGCGAGCAGAUGACGGAACGGUUCCCAUCAUGCGAAAUAGCGGACGGUCAAAACAUUACCAACGUAGAGCUGAACAUUGUAACGUCGGGAUUCUACAUCGAGAUGGGCACCGCACAGUUCGGAGCCUGGGCAUCGUUUGCCAUCUUGGUGGGUUUGUCCGUUUUCGCGCUGCUUAAACUGAUAAACAACCAUCAGGUCCGCAACAUUCGCGUGUCGAUGUACAUCGAACGGCAGCGCUUGGUAAACGAAGACGUUUACCGGGGCACCACAUCGGAGGUGCCCGCUUCGGCAGGAGCUUUCAGUGAUAAUUAGGUGGCGGCCUCGGGCGCACAAAAGUCAGCCAUCGACUCGAAUGGAUUUGCUUGUACGAACGGCGUAAACUCCGGAUGAAGCUGAGAAAAAUAUGAUUUUUCUGCCGCUUCGUUCAACCAGGCAGUACACCGUUGUAAUUUUUAACUCUAUUCGAUUUGUAUAGGUGUAUCGGAACUGUGAAGUCAGAUGGUUGGACAUGUAUUCCAGUGUAAAAUGUUACUGUAUCCUUUUCGAGACCAUUCGGCGAACGUAGCUUACGCUAAAUGAUGCGAAAUAAAUUAGAGCAUAAAAUAUUC
Molecule: messenger RNA, 1097 nt
Organism: Anopheles cruzii
Lineage: Eukaryota; Metazoa; Arthropoda; Insecta; Diptera; Culicidae
Product: transmembrane protein 179
Exons: 4
Coding region: 103-801 (232 amino acids)
Source: RefSeq, a predicted model, not a curated record